AUGGCCGGGUGGAUCGCACUGGGCUCUUCUUCAGAAGAUCCGGGAGCUGUGAAGCUGAGCCCGCCCGAGGUCAGCGCCACGGCGGACAGGAGCGACUGCUUCCGCGUGGCGUGGCGGCAGCCCAACGAGGAGCUGCUGCGUGUGACGGACGCGCGGUAUGAGAUCCGGUACCGCGACGUGGACGGGGCAUCCUGGACGCAGGUGGAUGUCACAGCCGCAGAGAACGCGCCCGCAUCGAAGGACGUCUGUGGCGUCUCGCCGUUCACCAGCUACUCUAUCCAGGUGCGAGCGCUGUACCGGAGCGACACCUUCCCCUGGAGCGACGGGGGCCCCUCCUGGAGCGCCUGGAGCCACGAGCGAUUUGUGAGGACUCUGCCCACGGCCCCGUCCAGAGGGCCGGCUCUUUGGAGGAAAAUAGCCACGCCCGACUCUGACGGGAGGAGUGAGAUCAUUCUGAUGUGGAAGCCCCUGCAGCCAAAGGAAGCCAACGGCAGGAUCCUGACCUACAGUCUCCGCUGGCAGCGAAGGGGGCAGCCGGCUGUCCUGCUGGCAUGCCUCACCCGCUCCCUGCAGUGCGCUCUGGAGCUGCCGGCCUCCGAGGAACACACCUUCUUCCUCACCGCCAGCAAUUCUGUGGGCGAGUCCCCCGCUAGCAAGCUGUUGAUCCCAGCGGUGCAAGCCCAAGCAGUGCCGCCGCUGCUGCCACUCCUGGUCUCUCCGGCGAGCGACCGCAGCCUCCUCCUGCAGUGGGAUCCCCCUGGCUUCGCCGCAGCAGCCUAUGUCUUCGAGUGGGGCCGGGUGUCUGAGAACCGGGGACAGAACAGCAGCUGGUGCUAUGAGCUGGGGAACAUCAGCAGGGCGGUCCUGGCAGAGGCAAUUGAGCCGGGGUAUCUCUACAGCCUGACGCUCUUUGCCCUGAGCGACGGAGCCGUCCGGGCUGCAGGCUCUACAAGCGCUUACUCCAAGCAGAUCGCUCCAUUCCGUGCCCCAACUCUGCAUCCCACCCGUGUCUGGCCAUCCCAGGUGGAGGUGCAGUGGGAGGAGAUCCCAUUGGAGGAGCAAGGCGGCUUCAUCCGGAACUACACCAUCUCCUACGAGGAGCAGGGAAAAGACGCCCAGGCCGUGGUGGUGAACGGCUCCGUCCGUCGCUAUCUCAUCGCGGGCCUGGCUCCUGACUCCGUGGUGAGGGUGGGCAUCUCCAUCAGCAACGACGGGGGAAGCACGCAGGGCUCUGUCCUCUCCAUCAGAACCAGAAGCCUUGACGAUGGGAAGGUCGAACUGUUGCUGUCCUCCCUGUGCGUGGGGCUAGUCGUCCUGCUCAUCACGGCCGCUCUGGCCUGCGUCCUCAAGCACCCCCUAAUACAGGGCUGCCUGUGGCCGCAAGUCCCCGACCCUGCUAAAAGCCACCUGGCUAGCUGGCUGCCACAGAAAAUAUGGCUGGACUUGGGGAACUUCCCAGUGGAGCAGAGCAAGGAGCAGAGAGUGGGGUAUCCUGACUUCCCGUUCCGGGGGGUCUCGGGAAUCAUCUGUGGCCAGCAGGAGGAGAUGAUGAUGUGCAAGUCCUUCCUGGAAAGCACCUGGGCAGCAGAGGUCUCUAGCGCUGGAGAUAAAUACAGGCAGCCUCUCCAGACCAUCUUCCUCCAGGGAGACGUGACCACCCCAGACCAUUCCCAGGCAAGACGCCAAAGCAAGGUGGAAUAUUCCACAGUGAUCGUCUGGGCAUAUCCCGGUGAUGCACCACCAAGCUCUACUGCUCCCUGGCCCCAACCUACCCCUCAGAGCCCAGAGAGCUCUGGUCCCAGCCGGGAGCCUGGCUGGAGGAUCUGCUUCCAAAGCCCAUCCUGUGAGCCCCUGGAUGGGUCAUGCUGGCGAUGCAGCCAACAGCUGGAUGGAGGGCCCGCUUCCUUGGGGGCAUUUCCGCUCCUGAGGACCCUGGUUGUGGAGGGAUCUGGAGACCUCCAGCCUAACGGAGAUCACCCUGCGGGCGCGCUCAGCUCAGUGACGCCCUAACGGCCUCUUGGAGAGAGACCUCCUCUCCCGGGGCAUGCGUCCGAAUGAGGGAGGGCAAUAAGGAGUCUCACCCCACCAGGCAGAGGGGUGGGACGUCAAGCAGAGCCCAGUUCCCCUGGGGGUGGGAGUGAGAGCCCUGCUGGUAAAAACACAGCCUUAAUGAUACCGGGGAAGGAGCCAUGUUGGCCUGGAUCUCCAGGCAAUAGUCACGGGCGCAGGGAGGCGUUCCUCUUCCCCUGCCUCUGCCGGCAUUUCCCCGUGCUUAGCCAGCCCGGGCCAAUCCUUUCCCGCUAGUGCAGCCUGCUGAUCCGUGUGUGUCGUGUCGCUCUCUGUGCCUGAGCCUCGGCCGAGCUGAGCGUCUCCCAGGCCCUGGCUACGGAGCCUGGGUCCUGCUCUGGAGAGUCACGCUCAGUGACGUCAAGCGAGACAGCGACCGUCCAGCUAGCAAGUCCUGCCAGUGUGUUUAGAGGCCUCCCGUCCCUCUUGCUACAUGCUACAAGCUCUACAAGUUCGGCAACACAGAACACGGUGAGCGCCCCUGGAGGGCCUACAAACUAUUUAAAGGGAUACGCCUCUAUUUCUAUACAUUCCCUGUCUUCAAUAACCCGCAAUCAAUUGAACUGCCAGCGCUUUGCUUGGAAGCCCAGCCAACCUCACUGGCGGGGAGCAUUUGCUGACCGGCGCAGGAUUAAACUGGACUCCUUUAUGGAGCUUUUGCGCCGAAUUUCUCGUGAGCUUUGCUAUUUGUGGGUGCUUACGACUUACUGACUCCCCCCAGCCCCAGGGGUGCAGUCUGCAUUUAAAACCGAGUGCGCAUCGUGCAGAUACGUGCUAUGGAACAAUUAAGCCGUGCAUGUUUGCUGCUCUGUGUUAUGUCUGGUUUGGAUGGGGAUUGGAUUGUGUUUUAUUGUAACUGUUUGCUCAGCACCAAAAUCUUUGGCGGGGGUGGGCACGUGUACUAAUUUUA
Molecule: messenger RNA, 2977 nt
Organism: Trachemys scripta elegans
Lineage: Eukaryota; Metazoa; Chordata; Testudines; Emydidae
Product: interleukin-6 receptor subunit beta-like
Exons: 12
Coding region: 1-2010 (669 amino acids)
Biological process (GO): cytokine-mediated signaling pathway
Cellular component (GO): external side of plasma membrane
Molecular function (GO): cytokine receptor activity; protein binding
Source: RefSeq, a predicted model, not a curated record